Messenger RNA from Epinephelus fuscoguttatus (brown-marbled grouper), 3835 nucleotides. RefSeq names its product protein phosphatase PTC7 homolog. Lineage: Eukaryota; Metazoa; Chordata; Actinopteri; Perciformes; Serranidae. The transcript is spliced from 6 exons. The record is from RefSeq and is a predicted model, not a curated record. Bases 356 to 1249 code for a protein of 297 amino acids.
CCGUCAAACACCCGUAUGUACUCGCAGCUCUCUGUCCGGUACACAGUGGAAACAUGUCGGGAAGGAGGGAGCCCAGCGGAGGAACUGCGUUCAUGAAACCUACACCUGAGACAUAAACUGACCGUUAAUCAGUCCGGACGGACGGUGGGGUGUUAGCCGAGUUAGCAACCGCUGGGGCCACGUUACUAUUUCACGGAAGCGGGCCGGUCACGAGCGAAUGGACGGAUAAAGACAGACAGCCGGGGCUCUAUCAGAAGAAGUAGCCCAGCAGGCAGGCGGCCGGGGCCGGGCAGAGAGAGAAGAAGGGACAGUGUGUGUGUGCUUGAAACAAGACUGGGUUGCUGCUUGCUAGGGGAUGUUAUCCGUACUGUCUUAUGGCAGACUGGUAGCCAGGGCUGUCCUGGGCGGACUCUCUCAGACGGACGGUCGGGACUACAGCCUGAUCACCGCCAGUUAUGGCUUCGGUAAAGACUUUCGUAAGGGGAUCCUGAAGAAAGGGAUGUGCUACGGUGAUGAUGCCUGCUUCAUUGCGCGGAACAGGAACGCAGACGUUUUGGGUGUUGCAGAUGGCGUAGGUGGUUGGCGUGACUACGGCGUCGACCCGUCUCAGUUCUCAGCCACGUUAAUGAGAACCUGCGAGCGACUGGUGAAGGAGGGACGCUUCACUCCCAGUAACCCAGUGGGUAUCCUUACAUCUGGCUACUAUGAGCUUCUACAGAACAAAGUUCCCCUGCUAGGGAGCAGCACAGCCUGUAUCGUGAUUCUGGAUCGACGGAGUCACCGGCUACACACAUGUAACCUGGGUGACUCAGGCUUCUUGGUGGUUCGGGGAGGAGAGGUGGUUCAUCGCUCAGACGAGCAACAGCACUAUUUUAACACGCCCUUCCAGCUGUCAAUCGCUCCCCCCGGAGCUGAAGGGGUGGUGCUCAGCGACAGCCCCGAAGCAGCUGACAGCUCCUCCUUCGACGUGCAGCUCGGUGACAUCAUCCUGACGGCAACCGACGGCCUCUUUGACAACAUGCCAGACUAUAUGAUUCUGCAGGAGCUCAAAAAACUCAAGACUACCAACUAUGACAGCGUCCUGCAGACUGCACAGAGUAUUGCAAAGCAAGCUCACGACCUUGCCUACGACCCCAAUUACAUGUCCCCUUUUGCACAGUUUGCCUGUGACAAUGGCCUGAAUGUAAGAGGAGGGAAGCCAGAUGAUAUCACGGUGCUGCUGUCCAUUGUGGCUGAAUACACAGACUAAAAAGUGUGUCUGAGAGUGUGUGUGUGCUUCUCUGGGGCCGACCCUCCCUUCCCGUCUGCAUAAGUCUUCCACCUGCAGCCCUCCCAAAAAUGCACUGCAUCCUGUGGGCUGACAGGGGAGGCUCACCAACCACGACACACACUCCUCGCUGCGGGGCCGACGUCCACCCGUGUACAUUUUUUGUUUUCUUCCUCUGUUGUUGUUUUGGUGCUUGAACGGUUGAGGGGAAUCAGGCAGCUAGGACAUUUUCAUGUUGAUCAUGAGGCAGGAGGAGUUGAGCACGACGGGCUGAGGGAUGCCUUUCAGUCGCUUGUGUCUGAAUGUGUCGCGUCAACACUUUCUAGGUGUCUGGGAGACAGCCUGGGACAGAUCGGCUUAAAAGGGGCUUUAAAACCUGGUAGCCCUUGUGUACAAAAAAGUGAUAUAAUAAGAACAGUAAGCCAAGUUUGGGAUUUUUGGGAGAGUAGUGAUAGAGUAUUGAACCUGGCUAGCUGUCUCUGUUGCUCCAGUUGUUAUUCUGUUCCUUGUUGUUAAUGUGUUUGAACAAAGCAAAUGUAUGGACUGAGAAAGCAGAUGUCAGUAAUGGAUGGGUAUUAUUAGAGAAUGAGAUUCAAGAAUGGGCUUUCAGUUUCUUGGGAAUGUGAACGUUGAAAGAGCAAAGUGCUCCGAUCAAAGAAACCUGUAAAGGGAAACCAUAACACUUGUUAGAACUUACACGUGAAGGCUAAUCAGUUUUCGUCACUUGGCAGGGGGGAAUCUGUCGGAGCGCACAUCCCGAUAAGUUGUAAAUAUUUUUGUGUUGUUAGGGCUUCGUUCCAGCCUUUCUGUUGUCUUUGCUUCGGCUGCUGAAGCAAAGAGCUAUUUCGUUACUAUCGUGGAGGAUGUACACAUGCAUUCAUAAAUAUAUUUUCUUGUAUAGAUGUUAAUCUUGAAGUGAGCUUUAUCAAUCCCACACUUCCACUGGCCGAAAUGAACAAGAAGAUCUUUGCUGAGAUUGAUCGCUGCAACACGUGUGGUAGGGAGGAUGUUUUUAAAAAAAAAAAAAAAAAAAAAAAGCGUGAGUGUGUGUGGUACACAUGUGAGUUAUUGGGAUGUGUGGCGUACUUAAUGUUAAUAUUUGCUAUCUCACAAAGCUAAAGCUAGCAUCUGGGAAUGCUUACUAUUGCAAUGAUAGGUCAGGCGUGUGUUUAAAGGAAGAGAUGUAUUUUUUUAAAGUAGUAAGAGUUUGAAGUGUCUGCUGAAAGGAAAUAUGUGUCAUGGAUGACAAAGAUCCAGCUAUCUUAACGAGAAUCAGGUGUGUGUGUGUGUGUGUGUGUGUGUAGGUGUGUGAGGGUGUGUCAAAUUUGUUUUUACGUCUCCGUUCCUUAUUUCCCUUUUACAUUUGUUUGCUGCUUCUCUUUUGUAAUUCAGAUGUCUGUAUAUGACUUGACAUGAUUUAUACGAACACGGUCGCCAUGAUUGUAACGAGUGUGUGUAAAUGUGUGUGUGUGUGUGUGUGUGUGUGUGUGUGUGUGUGUGUGUGUGUGUGUGUUGCAUCAAAUGACAUUAAUCAAAGACCUUGAUUAGUACUGUUCUGCUCAUGAUAGUUUGUCCCUUUUUGUCUAACAGCUCACCCAAGUGGUUCGGACAAUGUCUUUACAGUUUAAAAGCAGGUGCACCAAAGACACAUUUUCUUUGUGUAUGUCAUACACAGCGCUUUGUUGUUACAAACAUCAUACAGCAAUACUGUAAAUUCCUUGUGCUCUGAGUCUUGUGUGAUGGCCAGAGGUGUGGGUCGACACGUUCAGAUGGACAUUAAAAAUGUCUUUUCUAUGCCUAAAGUUGUUUUUAUCCGAGCAAAAGCUGUAUCAUAUUCUUGGGUUAAGAUGUGUGUGUGUGACUGGUUGUAACAAAGUAUAGACAGGUUUAUGAAACCAAAGAAGGAAAGCCAUAUGUAAACACAUGAUCAGGGCACUGAUGUGUGAGCCCUGCUGUAAAGAUGACAUGUUUCUUCCUCAUACACAUAAUGGACACAGUGAUCUGCAUAUUAACCGUCUGCACUGUUCUUUCUGCAUGGUUUCUUUCUCAGCUACUGGUACCAUUUUACAAAGUUAAAAAUCAUCUGUUCUUGUCUUUCAGAGUGGUUUAUAAAGGUGUAUAAAGGUUCUGAACUUGUAUUUACUUCAGAGAUAGCCCUAUAUUUAACAGAGGGAUGUAUCCCAUAUGCAGAAGAAGAAGGGGUGGUGAUGUAGGUGAUGCUGCUGUGAACUUACAGAAUGAGGGUGAGCACAGUUUCAGCCUUAACAAAUAGCUAGACCUGUAAUCAAGAGGCCUUUCCUGUCAUUGCAAGCUUGUGUCGUGUCGGUCACGUUGCCCGGUGUUUGAUGUAAGUGAAAGUCCCUCCCCCGUCUUUACUCUCCUGUAAAGUUGUUUCUCAAAGGUGCUUCUGCAGUCUGUAUGGUAUGAUUGUCCUCCUUUCAGCAAGCGAUGUUUGUGUGUAUGAAAGAUACACCUAUGUCUACAGUGUAACAAUGCAGGUCUAAUUUAUGUAAAUAUGUUUUAAAAUAUGUACAAUAUUUAAAUAAAGAAUCUAGUAUUUAUACUAAA